GCACACUCAGCAGAUUUUAAUUUAAGACUGAAAUUUUGGGAUUUGCAAGCUAGGAAGGAAGGAUCAUGGGGCCAGCUUCAUGGGUUGUUAACAGUUUUAUGACUUUUGCGGUGCUUCUCCUAUGUUCUGUUUCCAUCAGUGUUGCGGCUGCCGGGAAACAGGUACAGGGGGAAGGGCAGAAGCUGAGGUUUGGGCAGAAUGGGGAAUUUAAGAUACUGCAAGUGGCUGACAUGCACUAUGCUAAUGGGAAGAGGACGAGGUGUAAGAAUGUGCUGCCCGAUCAGGAUGCUGGUUGCUCUGAUCUCAAUACCACCGCUUUUGCCCAGCGGAUAAUUCUAGCCGAGAAGCCCGAUUUUAUUGUUUUCACUGGAGAUAACAUCUUUGCACAUGAUGCCACUAAUGCAACGAAAUCUUUGGAUGAUGCCUUUGCACCUGCGAUUGCAUCAAAAAUACCAUGGGCAGCUGUUUUGGGGAAUCAUGACCAGGAAGGCAACCUAUCAAGGGAGGGUGUCAUGAAACAUAUAGUUGGAUUGAAGAACACUAUGUCUCAAUUUAAUCCUCCAGAAGCACAUGUUAUUGAUGGUGUUGGUAACUAUAACCUGAAGGUUGGUGGAGUUAAGGGGUCUGGUUUUGAAAACAAGUCUGUUCUCAAUCUAUACUUCCUUGACAGUGGAGAUUACUCCACAGUUCCUUCCAUUGGUGGCUAUGGUUGGAUUAAGCUUUCUCAGCAGGUUUGGUUUCAACAAACUUCUGCAAAGCUUCAGAUUCCAUCUCAUUUCGUACUACGCUUCGUUGGUCUCAAGGCCGACAGCGUUGAAAACCCUUGCAAGCAUGGCGGUUUUCGAAGGGGCUUAUGUUCUCGACACGAAAUCAAGGGGUUUGGGUGCAGAACGAAGGCGACGGUCGCAGACACAAGGAUGGUGAUAGAGAAAAGUGAAGGGAAGAUGGUGAGCAUCUUUGAUUCGGAGGAGGAUCUGGCAGUGGCCCUCGUGAAAUACACCUCUGACCUAUCUGACAAGGUCUCCAAAACAAGGAGCUCGUUCACUGUCGAUCUUUGGUUGUCUCGCCACCGUUGUCACCACGAUAAAGACUCGAAGACAUGGGUUUUCAAACAUAGUGAAUGAUGAUCAACCUAAUCCUUCCUUUUCUUCUUUGGAAAUCGCAGACAAGUCAAGCUUUUCCCAUUUGUAUGAGGAAACGUUAGGGAUUCUUGAUUUUGAUUUUGUGGGUUGUUCUUAUUGUUUUCUGGUGAUGAGAUUUUUGCUAGCUAGACUUGUUAAGAAUCCCAAAUUUUGAUCUGAGUUUUUCAUCGGAGAAGAGGAGGAUGAAACCAAAUUAAAAGAAUUUAAUUUUU
This is a messenger RNA of Rubroshorea leprosula, 1354 nucleotides long. NCBI's taxonomy places the organism in Eukaryota, Viridiplantae, Streptophyta, Magnoliopsida, Malvales, Dipterocarpaceae. The record is from the annotation of a GenBank genome assembly.